Labrus bergylta (ballan wrasse) is the source of this 3846-nucleotide messenger RNA. RefSeq names its product protocadherin-20 (gene pcdh20). Gene Ontology annotation, cellular component: plasma membrane. Gene Ontology annotation, biological process: homophilic cell-cell adhesion. The record is from RefSeq and is a predicted model, not a curated record. Gene Ontology annotation, molecular function: calcium ion binding. Lineage: Eukaryota; Metazoa; Chordata; Actinopteri; Labriformes; Labridae.
AGAGGUCUGUGCUGCUCAACUCUCAAAAUGCCUGCGUUACUUAGGCUGCUGUUCUUCCUGCUCUGAGUGGAAAGUGCUGGACUCGGACAUAAACAUGUUCAACAGCAAACACCCCAGCCUUAGAAAAAAAGGAGGAAUUUGGGGAUUGUGCAUCCUCUUGCUUUACACCAGCCCUCUUUCCUGUUUUGCAAAUUUCAGCCAAGCAAAAGAGCUCAUCUAUAAGAUAAAGGAGGGAUUACCAAGGGGGACCUUCAUAGGGGCCAUUGCAGUAGACCUAAAUUUGGACGUCACUGUUGAGCCCCCCUUUAUAUUCAAUCUGCCGCAAAAGAAGGUCAGUGAUCAGUACGUGAACCUGAAUAAUACCACGGGAGAGCUUUACACAUCUGCCACUGAAAUUGACAGGGAGACGCUCUGUCCUGAUAACUCUGGGGGAAGGGGAUGUAUCCUCUCCCUGGAUGUGUUUAUUUUGCCUCAACAGUACUUCCAGCUCAUCAAAGUUAAAAUAUACGUUGAGGAUGUCAAUGACAACAGGCCAAAGUUUCCCCUUGAUGAGAUCUGUAUAUCUGUUCCAGAAAAUACACCCAUCAAUGCUCGUUAUGCUGUGGAGCACUCUGCGGUUGAUCCAGACCUGGGUCUUCAUGGAGUGCAGACAUACUGGCUUGUUAAUGACUUUGGCAUGUUCACACUGGAUGUUGAACACAAUGAUGGGGGUGAGAUGACACCCUUCCUCAUCGUCACAGAGGCUUUGGAUAGGGAGACCCAGGCUGAAUUCAUCACAGAUAUCAUCGCAGAGGAUGGAGGGACCCCUCCUCUACUGGGUGCAGCUACUUUAAAAAUUGUAAUCACAGAUGUGAACGAUAACUGCCCCCGAUUCACAGAGUCACAUAUUAACGUCACUCUGCAUGGGAAUACAACCAAAGGGGCACAUUUGGCCCGUCUGCAUGCUUUUGACCCUGACCUUGGUGCUAAUGCUCAGAUCAGCUAUGCUUACAGCGAACGUGUGCCAAGGGAGACCAGGAGCUUGUUCCAUUUGGACAGAAUCACAGGGGUGAUCAAGCUAGCAGGGAAAAUAGACCCUGGCACAAACACAUUCUACAAACUCACCAUUCUGGCAAAUGGUCCUGGUUGUAUCCCUGCUGUUGCCACUGUUGCUGUCCAUAUCAUCAAAGUCAUAACUGGACCCCCUGCACUCGUGCCCAGGUACAUUGCAUCCGAAAAGGAUGGGGUAGUAACUAUAAAAGAGUCUGAGCCAGCGUUGUCUCCGAUUGCUUUUUUUACUGUCAAGAACAUCGAUUUGAACCAAAGGGUGGACUGUCAUUUGGAAGGGACUGGUCCAUUCAGACUUGUCCCCUACCAGCUUUUAAAAAAUGAAUACCUGCUGGAGACCACAGAGCCCUUGGAUUAUGAGAAAACACAAGAGUAUGAGCUUAUCGUGGUUGUGAAGAAUCACGGAGACCUUGUCAUUAAGACUUUUCUCAAGGUGCAGAUAUUGGAUGAGAAUGACAAUGCACCAAUGUUUCAGCAGUCUUUGGUUAAAUUGUCUUUGGAGGAGAACAAUUCACCAAACACCUUUCUGACCCAGCUCCAAGCCUCAGACCCGGACAGUGAAAGCCGAGGGGAUGUCAUCUAUCUCCUUGGAGGAGACGCCCCGGGGAUAUUUGUUGUGGAUCGUGUGACUGGUGUCCUGACAGUGACCACAUCGCUGGACCGUGAGGAGAAGGAGACAUACCGGUUCAUCGUAAGAGCAGUUGACCAGGGAACACCAAGGAGAGAGUCGAUUGCAACUGUGGUGCUGACUGUUGAGGACCGCAAUGACAACAGUCCACGCUUCAUCAACAAGGACUUCACAUUCUUUGUUCCAGAGAACUUCCCGGGGUACGGUGAGAUCGGGGUUCUCUCUGUAACGGAUGCAGAUGCUGGGGAAAAUGGUUGGGUGGCCCUUUCAAUUCUCAAUGGAAGUGACAUUUUUAUGAUAGACACAGGCAGAGGGACACUGAGGGCCAGGACCUCUCUUGACCGUGAGCAACAAGGGACAUACCAGCUGUGGAUUGAGGCAAUCGAUGGUGGAGAGCCUGCACUUUCAAGCGUCACUAUGGUGAAUGUACUAUUGUUGGAUGUAAAUGACAACCCACCUAUUGUCCUCUUUCCCCAGUCUAAUCAGUCUUACAUGCUAGUACUUCCCAACACAGUACCAGGGACAUCAAUCACAGAGGUCUAUGCUGUGGACAAGGAUACAGGCAUGAAUGCUGUGAUUGCUUACAGUAUCAUUAAGAGGAAAGGUGGAGAACCAGGGUCAUUUGCCAUAGACUCCGAAACAGGAAAUAUCACUUUAAAGAGGGAGCUUAGUAACCGAGGUCUCUACAGCCUUUUGGUGAAGGUCAGCGAUCAUGGUCAGCCUGAACCCCUUUACUCAACAGUUAUGGUUAACUUCUUUGUAAAUGAAACUGUGAGCAACGAGAGCUACAUCCAGAGUCUUCUGACCAGAGAGGCUGACAUUGAGGUAGAGGAAAGGCCCUGGUAUGUUGGGCAGAUGACAGAUGGACCUGAGAGGUAUGAGUUGUUCCCCUGUCAGCCUGUCCUCAUUGCUCUUUCAGUGACAUGUCUGGGGCUUUUCUUCUCAGUUGUCACACUGACAUCUUACAUAUGCUGCAAGAGAUAUAAAAGGCAGCGAAAGAAAAGAUCAGAAGUGGAGAUACCAUUAAAAAUGAAGAAUGACUCAAUGCAGGUUGUAAACAAGAGGCUCAGGCAGAUCUCAAAUAUCUGAUUUCGAGUUGUCCACACAUCCAAAAUCACUGUUUACAUGAAUGUUUACAAAACUCACUGUGAGAAGUGUAAUUCUUAAAUGAAGUUGCUUUUUCUGCCUUUGUCAUAUGAUUGCUAUUACUGCAAUAUUAUCACAGGCAAACGUCCAAUUCUACCUUCAAUUAUAUUUAUGAUCCAUGACUCAUAAUCAGAUGUUUGGCAUCAAAAGACCAAAGUAAAGAAGUUUUUGAGACUGCUUCAAGGUAAUAACAGCUUUAUUACAAGGUCAUAGAAGCAACUCUUUGACGAUUACUCAAUGUAAGGUCCUAUGUAUAAAUAUAUUGUAUUGAAUGUUUUACAAGUUUAUAUAAAAAAUGUUUGCAUUGGUAUGAAUUGUAACAAACAACAGUUUAAGACUUUCUUUCCUCAUAUUUUUUAUCAAUUUGCAGUCCUAUACUCUAUCUGCCACAGUAACAGUGUGGAAAGUGAUUACAUAAAUACUUAGUCUGUUCAAACUUAGCAAUAUUCGUAAAGUCACUAUGUAUGAUUGACAAAGAAAGCGUUCAAUUUUUAAAACUCAUAUGGAGAGUUCACUGUGUCAAUACCCAUCAAUUUCUACACCUGUGUUGUGUAUGCUGACAUAUUAUGCAAAAAUGCCCUGUGUUCUGUUUGAGGAGUAUGACAAUCAUUUUUCUUAAAUGGAAAACAACAGACCAGCCUUAAAAAACGUACUGUUUGCUUCAAAGCUUUUGAUUACUUAUCGUUGUCUUUUGUUGCCUGGUUUUAAAGGACUGAAAUUAGUGUAAUACUAUUGAUGAGGUUAAGAAUCCUGGGAAAGCCGAUAAAUGGGCUUAUGGUUCAGACACUUCUUUUCAAAGUAUUGUAAGAUGUGUGAAAGCCAUGUUUAGUAUCCAGAUGUACUACUUUCUGUGAAGGCUUUUUUGGCAGUUAUGUAUCUUGUUUGUGAAGCCUUUCAAGGCCAUUUUGCUUAGCAAAAACACAACAAACGAGACAAAUUUUGUACAGACUUCUUUCUCAUAAAACUGCUUCAGGGUGAUACAUCACACUCUUUUAUACAACCGUGCAACUCUAAAUGUGUCUGUG